CAGAAGAUCAUCCAGUCCCCAACCAUCAGCAAUCCCCACGCCGCGAUCCUGCAUCCAUCGACGGAUAUUCGACAUCGGAUUAAUACUACGCCUGCGUAUCUGAACUCUACAAUUUUCACACAAUGGAACGUUUAAGCAGACUCUUGGGUGGUGGCGGAGGGAUGGGUGGACCGCCACAGGAUGGCCCGGUGGCGGAUAACGCGGAAUGCGUAUACAUUUCUUCGCUUGCUCUGUUAAAGAUGCUCAAGCACGGAAGAGCCGGUGUGCCUAUGGAAGUUAUGGGUCUGAUGCUCGGCGAAUUUGUCGACGACUUCACGGUGCGCGUCAUUGAUGUCUUUGCGAUGCCACAGAGCGGUACUGGUGUUUCCGUUGAGGCAGUUGAUCCGGUUUUCCAGACCAAGAUGAUGGACAUGCUUAAGCAGACUGGACGAGACCAAAUGGUUGUAGGAUGGUAUCACUCGCAUCCUGGAUUCGGCUGCUGGCUGUCAUCUGUCGAUAUCCACACGCAGCAAUCAUUUGAGCAGCUGACGCCGCGAUCUGUUGCCGUCGUCGUCGACCCGAUACAGUCGGUGAAAGGCAAGGUUGUGAUUGACGCCUUCCGACUGAUCAGCCCGCAAUUGAUAAUGACGGGGCAGGAGCCGCGACAGUCGACGUCGAACCUGGGACACCUGAACAAGCCGUCGAUCCAGGCGCUGAUCCACGGGCUGAACCGACACUACUACUCUAUUGGCAUAAACUACCGAAAGACGCCUCUGGAAGGCCAGAUGCUGCUGAACCUGCACAAGACGGAGUGGACGAAGGGGUUGACGCUGAAGGACUUCAAGGACCACGACCAUGAGAAUCUCGAGGCGGUGCAGCAGAUGGUGAAGCUUGCGGAGGCGUACACGACGCGGGUGAAGGAGGAGAAGGAGUUGAGUGCUGACGCGCUCAAGACGCGCUACGUGGGAAAGCAGGAUCCGAAGAAGCAUCUGGAGGAGUCUGUGAACAAGCGGAUGGAGGACAACGUUUGUGUGCUGCUGGCGAGCAUGAUUGAUAAUAUCUCGUUCAAAUAGAGCAUUUAGUGAGGUUGUGUAUUUACAUUUAUUGUCAAUCGAAUGUAGCAUCAGGUAUAUCUAAGGUAGAGUAGAGAUCAUGCCAGCAUGUGACAGCCCCACCACAACAUGUAGAAGUAUUCGUGCUUAGAACAAAUAUGAUAUCUAUAAGGUGAAUAUGAGACUCUAUUCACUAUCACAGCUAUUCAGAACAAAUCUCUGUCAGCUGUCGUGCUCAAAAGGCCAGCAGGACGAGCAGAUGCGGUGGAUAAGCAGGCGU
Molecule: messenger RNA, 1311 nt
Organism: Myxozyma melibiosi
Lineage: Eukaryota; Fungi; Ascomycota; Lipomycetes; Lipomycetales; Lipomycetaceae
Product: 26S proteasome non-ATPase regulatory subunit 14
Exons: 6
Coding region: 123-1052 (309 amino acids)
Biological process (GO): proteasome-mediated ubiquitin-dependent protein catabolic process; protein deubiquitination
Cellular component (GO): proteasome regulatory particle, lid subcomplex
Molecular function (GO): proteasome binding; protein binding; metallopeptidase activity
Source: RefSeq, a predicted model, not a curated record